This is a messenger RNA of Cotesia congregata, 186 nucleotides long. NCBI's taxonomy places the organism in Eukaryota, Metazoa, Arthropoda, Insecta, Hymenoptera, Braconidae. The record is from the annotation of a GenBank genome assembly.
AUGGGCAAUCCAUCAAGCCCCAUAUCAGCAAACAUAGUGAUGAAUCACAUAUUGACGAGAAUAAUAGAAAUUCUGCCAUUUCCAGUGCCUGUACUGACGAGAGAUAAAAAUAUACAGGAUUACAGACUAAAAAUUAAAAAGUUUCUUAGAUUUCCCCUUUAUCAACUCAGUAUCAAAUCAAAUUAA